CAUGGUGACUCCCAGCAUGCUUUGCUCCCUAGGCCCCUCCUAGCGCGACGUUUCUCAGACUGCAGUUCCAGCAAUCCGCCUGAAGAUGGCAGCAGCGUCAAUGAGGAAUUUUACUACUGUACCACCGCCGAAUCUUUCAUAUAGGAUGCAAUUCCAUCAUCGGCCUACAGAGGGCAGCAGCGUCAGUGAGAAAUUCUACUACUACUGCCACCGAACCAAUUCAUUUAGAUUGCAGUUCCAGCAUUAGUCUGAAGACGGCAGCAGCGUCAAUUAAAAUUAUACUACAAGUACCACCACCAAUUCAGUUUUGUUUAGAUUACAGUUCCACAAUCGACCUGAAGAUAGCAGCAGCGUCCGCGAUUAAUUCAAUUACUACUACCCCAAAAUCUAUUUAAUUUAAAAUGCAGUUCCAGCAUCGGUCUGAAGAUGGCAGCAUCGUCAACGAGGAAUUCUACUACUACUAAUACUAUCACCACCGAACUAUUUCAUUGAGAUUGCAGUUCCACCAUCAGCCUGGUGAUGGCAGCAGCGUCAAUGCGGAAUUCUGCUUUUACUACCACCACCGAAUCAAUUUACUUAGAUUGCAGUUCCUGUAUCGGCCUGUAGAUGCCAGCAGUGUCCACAAGGUAUCUACAUUUUUAAUAAUAGAAUUGUAAAUUCAGCCCGGCGGCCAUUUUGUCGAAGACCAAGACUUUUUAUUACCGCAGUCUUUGGGGUUCUGUGAACUGUAGUCCCAGCGUGUUUGAAUGUCUUUAGUCCUGAACUGAGGAUUGACUACAACUCCCGUGGGGCCUUGCGUUGCGGAGCUCAGGUAGGGUAUAUAGCAGUAGUUCCUGAUGUGAGGCAGAGCCCGUCCGCGGAGGAUACACCCUGCUGCCCCGGGUUCACGCCACUGCCGACCGACAGACAUGGAGAUCGCCUUCAUGGAUCACGUCCGUCGAUCGCUGAUGAUCGACAGCAACAAGGACGCCAUCAUAGACAAACUGCUAAGCCUGACCCUGGAGAUCAUCUGCCUGCUGACCGGAGAGGAUUAUGUCGUGGUGAGAAAAUCAGGAGAUCCCCACACUGCAGAGAAGAGGGCAUGUCGGGGGUCAGAGGUGCGCAGCGAGGCCCGGGGUCUGGUAACCAUGGCAUCAACUCCCACUACUGUAACAGAGGAGAAUCCUGCCAGGAGGAUCGCAGGAUCCGCCAAGAAUCCACACAGAGAUGCUGAGAAGCUUCCCAUAAAGUCUGAGGAUGUCCAGAUCUCUACGUGGGACGCUGUGGCGGUCGGUGGUCCGGAGCCGUUCCGCUCCGCCGAUUCUGCGCCAGUUCACCAGAGGAUUUUGGAGCGGGGUGUCAGAGGUCACCAGGACUCUACAGACCCUAAGGCAGAUUAUAUAUCAGCUCGUAUUACCAUAGGAAGCCCCUCCAGGAAGUGUCGGACCCCUGUGUGUUCUCAGGACUGUAGCACCCAGGAGCCCCAGCAGGCCGUGCCGCCGGAGGAUGGGAGGUUUCACCAGCAGUGCAAGGAGGAGGAAGAUGCGGCCAUUCCUGAUGACAUUGGGUCAGGUGAGGUUGGAGAGUGACCACUUGGCCUAUUUCUGUAGGAUCAGGAUAUAUAGUAGUUCUACACCUCCCCUCCAGCUCUAUCUGUAUACUGCUGCUAUCUCUAUGGGAUCAGGAUAUAUAGUAGUUCUACACUUCCCUU
Messenger RNA from Hyla sarda, 1690 nucleotides. RefSeq lists its product as uncharacterized. Lineage: Eukaryota; Metazoa; Chordata; Amphibia; Anura; Hylidae. The record is from RefSeq and is a predicted model, not a curated record. The coding region runs from base 909 to 1568 and encodes 219 amino acids. The transcript is spliced from 7 exons.